This is a messenger RNA of Pelobates cultripes (western spadefoot toad), 4403 nucleotides long. NCBI's taxonomy places the organism in Eukaryota, Metazoa, Chordata, Amphibia, Anura, Pelobatidae. The record is from the annotation of a GenBank genome assembly.
AUGCCUAGUUCCAGCUGCAGCCAGAAGUUGGAAAAGAGCCUGUCCAGCUUGGUAAGUAUAUCACUUGGACCAUCACUAGGAGCAGUGCGCCAUGCGGUCUCUGACAUUUUAGGUAGGUCGUGGCACGGUCUUAUGUUAUGAAGGGUUCACCAGUCUUAAUUGGGUUGCUUCCCUUGGAUCAUCCCCACCGGUCCAAGGGGGGUAACAGGGUGCUUGCACAGGAGUAGUGGCCUUUGGGCACCCCCGGUCCAGGGGAUCAUCCGCUUCCCCUGGCCGGAGCGCGUCAAGUCACAUUUGCAAUGGUAGAGCCAGUGCAUGCUCGUUGAAUCGACAAUCUCCUCCUCGCAUAGCAGGUAAGUAAGGUAGCGUGGACAUUGCUUGUACAGUCCCAGACCGAGCGUUAGUAGAUCUUAAUAUGCUUUUUAUAGUAGGCUUGGGGAGGAGCUCAUCUGAGAUGUAUCUAACCUCCAUGACAGUCUGGCCCCCGCCCUCCAUUGUUUUUAUAUUUUAACAACCAUGCUGUAUGUUUCAAAAUGUUUCUUUGUGCUUCAGUAUUAAUAUUUUUGGAACAUUUAGGAAAUAUAGCAAGGCAAGGGAUACUGUGGAAACACCAAUGUCUGUUUCAGUUUUAAUUUUAUGUGGUAGCUGUGCAUCCAAAGUUUCAAAUAAAAAUUAUUUACAUUUUCUUUAGUGACAAGAACACGGUAGUGAAGGGGUUUAAGAGCACUGUUAUUCAAUAAUGCACUGGUAAGAUGUAACUUAAAACUUUGAAAAGAAUAAAGAUGACAUAAAUUAGAAAUAUUACAUUGGAUUACAGUACUCAUUUAUGAGAUGUGAAACUAAAAUACAAUUCAAUUGGCUGACAAGCAUAUUUCUGGAAUAUAUUCUCAUGAUAAACUGUGAGACAAUAUAUGACAGGUGAAAGCUAGAUGUGGUAAUGCAAUAAAUCUAUUUAUAAAUGGAUAAUUGCCAUCUCUGUUUUUGUUAACCUUUCCAGGAUAUAUUUAUUAUCUUCAAGAUAUACAUCUCUGAACACUUUCUAUAAGAUUAAUUGCACUGUUCUUGGAAUUGGGUGUGGAAUAUUUUAUGAUAAACAUGAGACUUAAAAGAUAAAGUCUGGUUUAUUCUUUACUUCUCUACAGCAAAUUGGUCUUUGGAAUUCUAAUUUCCUUAUUACCCUCACAUGUCUGAGAUUUAACCUACAGACACAGUUUAGAGAACAACACAUCAUGUAGAGAGCAGAUCCUGUUCAUCCAACAAUUACCUCCAUCUCUCAAGUCGUGCAGACUAGUCAGAAACAUGAAGGUCUCAAUUAAAACAAAUACACUGAUUGGACUCAUAAUUCUGGCAGCAAGUGAGUGACUUAUCUAUAAUGCUAAAUCAGGGUUCUAGGCUAGAGGGGUUAUUUAUAUGGAGUAAUUGCUUAUAAAAACUGCAAAUGUAACAUGCCAAUGGAAUGUUCAUGUUAAUUAUUCUACUUUUAGAAUUAUUCUUCAGAACUGUUCUUACUUUCCGAAGGAAUAUGCUUUGGAAGACAAAAUGUUCUUCUUUUUGAAUAGAUAUAUUAUAUGGUUUAACCUCUUAAGGACCAAACUUUUGGAAUAAAAGGGAAUCAUGACAUGUCAAAAAUGUCAUGUGUCCUUAAGGGGUUAAAGAACUAGACAAGUCUCUGGUUGUGACCUCAAUAACAAUUCUCUACUUUCAGCGGUAUUUACAAAAAUAAGAACUGCUGAGAAUUGACCAGGAAAUUGCACAUUUUAGGACAAAAUAGAUGACUUUCAGAAAACACUCCAAUUUAGAUGUUUUUCCAUUUCAGAAUUUAAUAAUUACCAGUUCUGGCAUACCAAAUUGAUGAGUGCAUAUUCUAAUUUUUCCCAUGGAUAUAUACAUUAAAAAAAAAAGAAUGGAAAAAAACACAUCUACUCCAACAACUUGCUAAUAAAAACAUCAUGUUGCAAAAAAGCAUUGCUGAAAUCUCAAUGACACGAUGAGCAAUAUUCUGUAAUUGUGAGAUGGUUUACUAAUGCUUUUUAACAGCACCUUACAUCAUGUGCACAUUUGAGCAUUAGUGAACAUUCUCUCUACAGUCUAUUAUGUGAAUAUUUUUAAAUGUAAGAGGUGGUAUUGGCAAUUCUCUAUUAUACGUCAGUUAUGCCAAUUGUUUGUAUGUUCGUAAUGUGCACUUUUGAAAAGGAAGGUCAGAGAAACUUUAGUGGGAAGCCUUAGAUCUUUAUUUAUGCACGUGGUUAUUUAAUGUCCUAGCCAGGUCUGGUUGGAUUGUAAGCAGUUCCACAUCUUUAAACCUUGUAGAAUCUUCCUAAUGCAAAGUAUAUUUGCAUGAAGGGGUAAAGCUAAUUUGCAAUGUUCUUUACCAGUCACUGUCUGUGCUUUCUGUCAGGGUAUCAUAUUAAACUCAUCUGUCAUUUGUCACUCUGGCCAUUGAUUGUAUGUUGGUAAAUGAAAAUGUAUUUAAAAACGUUUGCCAUCUACUGAUGCAUAUCAGUCAAUUCACCCAUUUAAUGUGUGACAUGUCAUGAUUCCCUUUUAUUCCAGAGGUUUGGUCCUUAAGGGGUUAAUCUUGAAAUGAAUAAACAUUCUCCUUCAAUGUUUUUUACCAUUAAUUUACUCUAUGCAUGUUUGUGUGCUUGUUUGUUUGUUUGUUUGUUUGUUUGCGAGGGUGGGAUAUUGUGUGACUAUUUUAAUUGCUAAGAUAAUUUUUUUUCCAUUUAAUAAUUAAUUUAGCCAAUCUAACUGCAAAUGUUUAUAUUUUAUGUGUUUAUUUUUAUGUCCUAAAUUUUAUGGUUGAUAUUUGACAUCUAUGACACAGUUUGCCUUUUUAUUUCCUUUUUUGUAUACUUGUUAAUAAAUUUUGGUUUUACUUUGUUUCUUUGAUAUUUAUUUCCUAUUGCUAUAUAUUGGUGAGUAGGUAUUCGUAGAACAUAGAUAUUUGUUAGGGUUUUAAUGUGAACAGUUUGCCCAGAAAACAAACUUUCUAACUCUGUUAAAUGUGAUAUUCUGCUGCACAGAAAAUCUGUGUACCCUGAUAGACAAACACAAGGAAUUUGUAGAUUUCGCACAAUACAUUUAUCUUUUAUAUUUUUUAGUACUUUAUUUAUUUAUCUUUAGUAGUUAUAAUAAUAUUUCCAGUUGUGGGUACUAACUUUUUACCUGAUUAGUAACUACUUAAAGUAACAUGAACAGGAUCAGGCAUUCUAUACUUGUGAAUAAUUAUACCAGUAUUACAUAGAUUCGACUUGGCUUUUUAACUUAUUUGGGACAUUUUAUUUAUUUGUUUGUUUGUUUUUAGUAAUAACAAAAUUCCACUUUUUGAUAACAAGACACAUCUGUAUUUGUUGUCAAGAAAGCUAAGUUAGAUUUUAACUGCUAUUUGACUGGAGUUAAAAUCAAAUAUGAACUAACAGGUAUCUUUUCGACCAGUGGGCGUCAAAACAAAUUUAAGCGUUUCAUUAAUAAAAGCAUAAAAGUGAAAAAAGGAAACAUAUAUGUUUCUGUUGUGCAGUUCUCCAUUGGCCACAAUAGUAAAACAAAACAAAAAUAUAGAUUUACAAUGAUUUAGGAUAAGAGAAACAUUCUCAAAAUAUGUCUAGAAUGCUCACAAUAUUAUUAGGAAUUCUAUGAAACUGUAAGGGCAGUGUAUAUUGUCACUGUAAGCAAUAAUGAAAUUGAAUUUGUAAUGUGAUUUGUCCAUCUGUCAUGACUUGUGUAAAUAGAAAACAAAUUCAACAUUUUACCUUUAAUUCAAAUACUAACAAGGAAAAUAUUGUUUUAUCUUUACAGUGCCGGAGAUGAUGAUUGCAGUAAGCACCCCAAACACUGCAUCACCAGCAACAUCCCCAACUCCAACAACCACAACAUCGACCAUACCACUUCUAUCCACAACAACACCAGCUACAUCACCUGCAGCCAACACAACACCAAAUGGAGCCCUUCCAAAAAACAAAACAUCACCUACACCCCCUCCAACCAUAACAACACCAACUACCCCACAGCUUACCACCCCAAUGCCAAAGGCAGCCCCUCCAAUCACCACAACACCAACUAUCCCAAAACUCACCACUCCAACACCAACUCCAACACCAACUGCAACCACCACAACAUCAAUUACUCCACAAGUAUCCACUACAACACUAAAUACACCAACUCCAUCUACCAUAAUAUCAACUACACCACCUUCAAGUACCACAACACUAACUACAACUCUUCCAACCACAACAACAAUGCUCUCUACAACUACCAGAACUACAACAAGCACAAGCACAAGACCCACACCCCGUAGGUUUUGUUUUAGUGCAAUAGAUUAUUUUCUAAUGUGUAACCAUGAAAAGUUGAAAAGUGAUAUGUAUUACAAAUCAAUAAGUAAUCCUGAGAAAAGAAAACACUGA